Molecule: messenger RNA, 1461 nt
Organism: Sinocyclocheilus anshuiensis
Lineage: Eukaryota; Metazoa; Chordata; Actinopteri; Cypriniformes; Cyprinidae
Gene: abhd10a
Product: abhydrolase domain containing 10, depalmitoylase a
Exons: 5
Coding region: 169-1017 (282 amino acids)
Biological process (GO): protein depalmitoylation
Cellular component (GO): mitochondrion
Molecular function (GO): palmitoyl-(protein) hydrolase activity; hydrolase activity, hydrolyzing O-glycosyl compounds
Source: RefSeq, a predicted model, not a curated record
AAGAAGGGAUACGUGUUUUUGUAGUAGUUUCAGAUUUCCCAUUGCACUGUAAAUGCUCAGAUUAUUACAUUAUGGUGUCUUGGUGUAACUCACCGUUUUCGAUUUAGUGAUUUAUGUGUGGACUAAAGUGGAGCUAACAAGGCGGAAGAUUGCAAACCUGCCCUGGACAUGGCUGAUACAACAGAGGAGAAAUCGUUUAUUUUUGAUGUCCUCUCUAAGCGCCACCAACGACAAUUAUCAAGUGUUCGACACAAGACCACGAUUCAGUAUGCUACACGGCCGGAUUUACCAAAGCUGGCCUACAGGAAACUGAAAGGGAAGAGUCCUGGAGUGGUUUUCUUGCCUGGUUUUGCCUCUGUCAUGGGUGGACAGAAAGCAGAAGCAUUAGAAGAGUUCUGCAAGUCUUUAGGUCACUCAUACCUCAGGUUUGACUAUUCUGGCUGUGGGUCAUCUGAAGGGGAAAUGGGUAACUACAGCAUUGGUGCCUGGAAGAAAGACGUCCUGUAUGUACUGGAUGAACUAGUAGAGGGGCCACAGAUUCUGGUGGGCUCCAGCAUGGGUGGGUGGCUGAUGUUGCUAGCUGCUCUUGCACGGCCAGAGAAGACAGCUGCUUUAGUGGGCAUCUCAACUGCUGCAGAUCACUUCGUCACUGCCUUCAACUCCCUACCAAUAGAGACAAAGAAAGAGAUAGAGGAACAGGGCUUUUGGAAAUUCCCAACCAAGCACAAUGAAGAGGGUUUCUACACUCUUAGCAUGGACUUUCUGAAGGAAGCGGAGAACCACUGCAUACUCCAGAGCCCCAUCCCUGUUUCCUGCCCCGUUCGUCUGGUUCACGGGUUCAAGGACUCUGACGUUCCCUGGCACGUCUCCAUGCAGGUCGCAGAGCGAGUACUCAGCAAUGACGUAGAUGUCAUUCUACGCAAACAUGGGCAACAUCGCAUGUCAGAUAAAGAUGAUAUUAAGCUCAUGGUGUACACUAUUGAUGACCUUAUCGAUAAAUUGACCACAUUGGGGUGAGAACGGGUGUAAGGACAGUAUGAAAGAUGGACUAGUUUGGAUGGGGAAAGCAGUGUGUACAGGUAUCAGGUUUGGAGGUUAGGCUUUUAAUUAAAGUGAAAGAAGCCAAAUUAAUUGAAUGAGAAUCACCAAAAAAAAUCGAAUUUCUUUCCAGAGCCAUAUGACUGACUUCCAUGGAACACCAUACAAUGACCAGGUGCUGGCAUGCUCAAAAACAUCAUUCUGACUUGUGUGCUAUAUUCCUUCUAUAGUGACCUGAAGCCGUACGAUAGCUUUGUAAAAGGGACAGGCCAAAAUCUAAAAGAAUAGUUCAUCCAAAAAUUUUAAAUCGCUGAGAAUUUACUCACCUUCAGGACAGCCAAAAUGUACAAGUGAUUGCUUCUUCAUCUGAACAGUUUUGGAGAAUUGUAGUAUUACAUCACUUGCUCACCAAUGGAUCCUCUG